GGCGACUUCCGGUGUGAGGCCCGGCCAGGCCCCUGGGCCGGCGGCCGCCAUGAACUGGCGGGAGGCGCUGAGGCGGCGGGUGGCGCCCGCCGGCAUCGCCCCGGAGCCCAAGAAAAGUGAACAGGAACGAAAAGAUGAAGAAAUGGAUUUGUUCACCAUGUAUUUCACAGAGUGGAAAGGAGGUAGAAAGAAUAUGAAUGCAUUCUACAAGGUUAUUCCCCGUUUUUACUAUAGGUUGCCGGCCGAGGAUGAAAUCCUGUUGCAAAAAUUAAGAGAAGAAUCUAGAGCUGUCUUUCUGCAAAGGAAAAGCAGAGAACUGCUGGAUAAUGAAGAAUUACAGAACUUAUGGUUUCUGCUGGACAAACAUCAAACACCCCCUAUGAUUGGGGAGGAAGCGAUGAUCAAUUAUGAAAACUUCCUGAAGGUUGGUGAGAAAGCCGGACCCAAGUGCAGGCAGUUCUUCACAGCUAAGGUCUUUGCUAAACUCCUUCACGUCGAUCGCUAUGGAAGGGUUUCUAUCAUGCAGUUCUUUAAUUAUGUUAUGAGAAAAGUGUGGCUCCAUCAGACAAGAAUUGGACUGAGUUUGUAUGAUGUGGCUGGACAAGGUUACCUACGGGAAUCGGAUUUAGAAAACUACAUUUUGGAACUUAUACCAACUCUACCCCAGUUGGAUGGACUAGAGAAAUCCUUUUACUCUUUCUACGUCUGCACCGCAGUUAGAAAGUUCUUCUUCUUUUUAGACCCUCUCAGAACAGGGAAGAUAAAAAUACAGGAUAUUUUGGCGUGUAGUUUCCUAGAUGACUUAUUGGAGUUAAGGGAUGAAGAACUCUCCAAAGAAAGUCAAGAGACAAAUUGGUUUUCUGCUCCAUCUGCCCUGAGGGUUUAUGGCCAAUACCUCAAUCUCGACAAGGACCAUAACGGCAUGUUGAGCAAGGAGGAACUCUCCCGCUACGGAACGGCAACUAUGACCAACGUCUUUUUGGAUCGGGUCUUCCAGGAGUGUCUUACCUAUGAUGGAGAAAUGGAUUACAAAACCUACUUGGACUUUGUGCUGGCCUUAGAAAAUCGCAAGGAACCUGCAGCUCUGCAAUACAUUUUUAAACUGCUCGACAUAGAGAACAAAGGCUUCCUGAAUGUCUUUUCCCUUAAUUAUUUCUUCCGGGCUAUCCAGGAACUAAUGAAACUCCACGGACAAGACCCCGUUUCAUUUCAGGAUGUCAAGGAUGAAAUCUUUGACAUGGUGAAACCCAAGGAUCCUUUGAAAAUAACCCUUCAGGAUCUAAUCAACAGCAAUCAGGGUGACACGGUCACCGCCAUUCUAAUCGAUCUGAAUGGCUUCUGGACCUAUGAGAACAGAGAGGCCCUCGUAGCCAACGAUAAUGACAGCGCGGCGGACCUUGAAGACACAUGACCUCCAACAGCCUCAGCCGCGAAUGCUGAUCUAAGCCCUUUGAAGCCGAGACCUUAGUUGAGGUCCAAACACCUGGAAUUUGUGUUCGUCCACGGCACUCAGUGGGACCUCUAAGUGGGCACCGUUGAAAACUCGACAUAGAAAUAGGACUUGUCAGGAGGUUAAAGAAACGGACUUUAAGGCCGGCAGACCCUGAACAGCUGAUUGAAAAACGGGCACACUGGCCACGGCCAGGCAGGCGGUAACAUUUUUAAAGCAGAGCUGUUUCUUUGGGAAGGAUGAAUGGUUGAGGCAAAGGUUGUGUUGUUUUAUAAACCACUGUUUUAUAAAGUACGCACAUUGUGAAAUUUGA
Messenger RNA from Ornithorhynchus anatinus (platypus), 1763 nucleotides. It is a transcript of the gene PPP2R3C, whose product is annotated as protein phosphatase 2 regulatory subunit B''gamma. NCBI's taxonomy places the organism in Eukaryota, Metazoa, Chordata, Mammalia, Monotremata, Ornithorhynchidae. Gene Ontology annotation, biological process: microtubule cytoskeleton organization; T cell homeostasis; B cell homeostasis. The record is from RefSeq and is a predicted model, not a curated record. Gene Ontology annotation, cellular component: spindle; centrosome. The coding region runs from base 50 to 1411 and encodes 453 amino acids. The transcript has 13 exons.